UAAUCUGUUCUCGGAACAGCCUUAUAAAAGAAUAGGAGCAGCAGGAUGCUGAUCACAUCUCCAAGUUAGACAACGUAUCAUUGAGUAUUCGGGAUUGUCCCAAACUGGUGUCUUGUCUAUUAAACAGGCAAUAUGCUGUUCCCCCUCUACUCCUUAAUUGGUAUGAUACUUCUCCAGGGAAUGGAAACUAUAGUUAUUCUAAAUCAAGACUGUGGAUCAACUUAUCGACUUCCAGAUAAUGAUGAUAUCAAAGUGGUCUGUGGAACCCAAGAUGUGCAACUAUCGAUCUAUUUGUGCCCAAUUUAUUUUGCGGGUUACAACGAGAGUCAUGUGGCGUUAAACAAACAAUACCAUGACUCUAAAUGCCACGGGAAGGUGGAUGAUUCCGUUUCUCCUCCCGUUCUCAAGUUUUCAUUUCCCAUCAGUGAUGUCAACUCCACAUCCUGUGGAAACAAAAUUAUGAUCACCAGUGCCCAAGGAACGGGUGAUUUUAAAGACUUUUCAAACGUCCAAUUUGUCAAUAUCAGUGGUUUGAUAGAAACCAACGACCCAGUAACAAACAUCAUAACCUACAACCAGGAAUUGGUGUAUCUGUAUUCCUGCUCCUACCCUUUGGAGUACUUCCUCAAUGAUACUAAACUGGACGUUGCAGGAGUCAGUAUAGCGAUCAAGGAUAACAAUGGGACCUUCAGGAGCACUCUCACACUUCAGCUUUACAGUGACUCAGGUUACAAAAAUUCUAUGAUCAUCCCAAACACAGGACUCAUCUUGAAAACUAAGAUUUAUGUAGAAGUAAAAGCUGUCAACUUAACUGAAAGGUUCAAUGUCCUUCUUGAUCGUUGCUAUGCCUCAACUUCACCAUUUCAUUUAAAUUCUUCCCAAACAUAUGAUCUCUUCGUUGGAUGCAAUAAAGAACCACAGACCAACAUUGUGUCUAACGGAAAGAACCAGUUUGCAAGGUUCUAUUUUGAAGCAUUCCGCUUCACUGAGCAUCGAGACCUGGCUGUCUCCACCUUCUAUCUGCACUGCAUCACACGUCUCUGUGCUCAAGCUGCUUGCAGUGAAUUUAAUAAAUGUGCCAGGUCAAAAAGAGAAGCACCGGCCACAUUCACUACUCCGACGCCAGAUGCAGUAUCUAAACCCUCGACAAUUAGUUCCGCACGUGUCAUGACCAAGAAUGAUAAUGUGGUGAACACAAAUGAUGAUUCAGCAUCAGCUUUAGCUGUUCAACAGGCCAUGAGUGUGUACACUGGUCUGGGAGUUGGAUUGGGAAUCUUGGCUGUAACUUGCAUUGUCAUGAUUGCAACAGGUAUACUACUGUAUCGAAGAUUCAAGAAAAACAGCACCUUAAAAUAAGCUGGGAAGCAUGUAAAAAAAUAUAAAAAUAAACAAGUUAUCUUUCACUGAAGACUUUGCACACAUUCAAGCUUCCAUUAGAGCGUUCUGAAAUAGAGAUGAUGAGUCCUAUUUUAACCACUGGCAGUAUGAGCCAUAUUUUGUAGUGUAUAUUAGUAUAUACUUUUACAUUGCCACUUGGAAACCAAAAUAUAACUUUGCUUAAUUGUAACGGCACCUAUGCUAGGAUCAUAUGUUGUGAUGCAAUUAAGAUUGUAUGCAUAUAUUUUUCUCUAUGCAACAAUUACAUUUAAUUUGCAAAUAGGUAUAACAUAUGUCAGAUAACAUUACUUAAAAAUUACACUUUGUAAAUUUAUAUUGUUCUACUAUAAUAAGAAUGGAAAAUCAGGUUGGUUAAAUUUUAAAAUAUAGUGUUGCUUAAUCAUAGUGAUGCUUUUACUGUGUCUACUUAGCCUUGCCUGUCUGACAAAAUCUGCACAUUGGAAGCAAAAAAGACAUAAUAUUGUGAAGUAAAUGAGUGAAUUUUUUGCACACAAUGCAGCUGACAAUGUACUAGAGUAGAAUGAAAAAUAAAGUGCGAGCUGCUCUGAUCAUUUA
Messenger RNA from Amblyraja radiata (thorny skate), 1953 nucleotides. Its product is annotated as zona pellucida-like domain-containing protein 1. The record is from RefSeq and is a predicted model, not a curated record. Lineage: Eukaryota; Metazoa; Chordata; Chondrichthyes; Rajiformes; Rajidae. The transcript has 11 exons. Bases 133 to 1356 code for a protein of 407 amino acids.